AUGGGAGCUACAGGAGUACUUCUUGUCACACACUGUGUUGCCUUGUUCCUCCUUCAGAUGGUAGCACGGAGUUCAGAAGCAUUCACAGUGACUGGAUUGACUAGGCCAGUCUUGGCUCCAGUGGGUGGAACCCUUGAACUCAGUUGUCAGUUGUCCCCACCACAAGAUGCACAGCACAUGGAGAUUCGCUGGUUCAGGAACCGCUAUACACAGCCUGUGCACCUGUACAGGAACGGUAAAGACCUGCAUGGAGAAACCAUCCCCAAGUAUGUGGAGCGGACUGAACUGCUGAAAGAUGACAUUGGAAAAGGGAAAGUGACCCUCAGGAUCUUUAGUGUGACUGUUGAUGAUGGUGGACCAUACCACUGUGUCUUCAAAGAUGGAGAAUUCUAUGAAGAGCACAUUACAGAGGUCAAGGUCACAGCCACAAGCUCAAACAUACAGAUUCUUCUGCAUCCCCCAAAUACCAAAGGAGUGAUGUUGGAGUGUCAUUCAGGGGGUUGGUUCCCACUGCCUCAUAUGGAAUGGAGAAACAGCAAAGGAGAGAUCAUUCCAGAGACAUCAAAAUCCCAUUCACAGGAUGGAAACAAACUGUUCAACAUGACAAUGGCCCUUUUUAUUAACACCAGCUCCUACCAGAGUGUCACUUGCUAUCUUCAAAACCGUCAAAGUCUACAAGAAGAAAGCACAAGUAUCAUCCUAUCGGGUGAACUAUUUGCCUGGAAAAGUGUUUGGAUAUGGAUUCUGAGUAUGAUAGCUUUUAUGCUGAUACCCUUCCUCAUGACUUCCUGUGCUCAUCAACAUCUCAUACGAGGUAGUUUCUCCGUGAAAAAUUAUCCUUGGAUAAAGAGUGCAGUGGCAUUCAUGGUCUCGAUUGUUGCAAUUAUAGGAGUCAUUCUCAUCUUGCAUCUAAAACAAAGAGCCUUAGUUUCAGACUCAUAUUUUGAAUUGGAUACUUUUUGGUUGGAAGAUAUUAGUGUGAUCUUCUUUGUGUUGAUAGUGUUCAAGAUCAAGUUCAUUUCAUUUACUUACUUCAGAUUGAAAGGUAAAUAUGAUGGGAAUGGUGACUGUUCUUCAUGUGACUAA
This is a messenger RNA of Chionomys nivalis (European snow vole), 1086 nucleotides long. Its product is annotated as selection and upkeep of intraepithelial T-cells protein 2-like. Gene Ontology annotation, cellular component: external side of plasma membrane. The record is from RefSeq and is a predicted model, not a curated record. Gene Ontology annotation, biological process: T cell receptor signaling pathway; regulation of cytokine production. The coding region runs from base 1 to 1086 and encodes 361 amino acids. Gene Ontology annotation, molecular function: signaling receptor binding. The transcript is spliced from 6 exons. Lineage: Eukaryota; Metazoa; Chordata; Mammalia; Rodentia; Cricetidae.